CCUUCCCUCUCUCAGUCAUAGGCAGACGUGCUUGUCGUGCCAGCAGACCGAUUUAACCCUCUCCUCAGAAUAACUGAUGCACAGACAGCUGCAUUUCACUUCCUCUCCUUGACUCCCCUAACUAUCUCCCUCUUUCCUUUUCUCUCCACAGUAGCUCUAUUCAUUCUUUCUCCUCCUUUCCAUUCCACUUCCUGAUUUUCCCUUGCAGUUUUCCCUGCUCAGAUGGCUAUAAAGACUUGUCCUGUAGCAGAACUUGUGUAAUCGCUGGCUUCACAGGAACACGAGAACAGGAGCCCCUGCCUCAAUACCGGCCCAAUAAGGAAUACCAAGCACUGGACUGAACAACACAGCGUUGGAGGGAAGGAUAAAACAUAAGACAUACAAAGAAAAACAGGCCACCUUUUCUAAACUCCAAGGAAGAAGGAUACAAUACAGAAUACAAGGAGUGGCAGAAGAAGAGACGAAACAGUGUGAGGAGUACAGGAAGAGUUCCGUGUUAGACCAUGCCUGGCUGUCAUGUCCGGACACCGCUGGUGCUGGUGCUCUGCAUGCUGGUGCUGUCCUGUGGGUCAGGAGGCGCCCGACGGAUCAGGAAGAGAGGGCUUAACCAAAAGGACUAUGAGUAUCCAAACCAGCAGUCCCAGUCCACCCAGCACCAGAAGAACGACCGCUGCCCACCCCCACCUCAGAUGCUACCGGAGCGGGCCUGCGAGGUGCCCGGCUGCCGCUCUGACUCAGAGUGUGAGCGCCACAAACGCUGCUGUUACAACGGUUGCAUCUACGCCUGUCUGGAGUCAGUGCAGCCACCACCAGUGCUGGACUGGCUGGUUCAACCCAAGCCUCGGUGGCUGGGAGGGAAUGGCUGGCUUCUAGACGGUCCAGAGGAGGUACUGCAGGCGGAGGCAUGCAGCACCACAGAGGAUGGUGACGAGCCCCUUCACUGUCCCACGGGCUACGAGUGCCACAUCAUCAACCAAGGAAACCCCGCCGUUGGCAUCCCCAACAGGGGACAGUGCAUCAAGUCGCGUGGUAACUCUGACGGACGUCCCAUGCGGCAAAAGUCCUACAAGGACUAUAAGGAUUACUUGGGAACUGGAAGCAGCUCUAAUAAUGCUGUGGCCUAUGAGAAACACCACCACAAACAUCUGGGAUGAGAUCAAUGUCUUUCCUUAGAGCAUCGGAUACCUCUCCACAGAACCUCAGCUAUCAGAGCCCAGAUACCAAACCUCUCGUCAACAGAACACAACCAGACCAGGUCAACAGAACACAACCAAACCAGACCUGGUAACCUCACGGUGCGUUACAUUUCUCAUGUCUGGCCUGGGAAAAGGACGAAAACAAGCCUACAUUUCCUACCUCUUCUCUAACUGGUAUACUCACUUUUGUAAUAAUGGUCCAAGCAGGAUUAACACAUAAUACACUACUUUGAGAGAUUCACACACACACAGAGAAACAUGUUGUGAUUUAGUUAUGGGUAAAGAAUAAUGGCGUUAUGGUUGAAGCAGAGAAAGGUAUAAGACAGUAAACAUCAAAGCACUUUUCUUUCCAUCUCAAACUGGGAAAUUAAAAUUAAAACAUGCCAUUAUUCUAUACAUAAUAUCUAAGUAGAUCCACUGCAAAACACUCCACAACUAGAUGCACACACACCCGCCACCUAGGCAGACCAAUGUUUCUCCAACUAAUAAGUAUUUUCACCAAUCAGAUCAGCUCUGAAAAAGAUCUGUGAAAAGAAACGCGAUUGCUCAAAACUAGUGGAAAAAAUAUCAAAAUUGGGCUGCCUGUGUAAACCCAGACAUUGAAUCCUAACCUGAGGCCCAUUGAGGGCUGGUCAAUAGAAAAUAAGAACCAUGUGCUGCUGUUGGCCCACUCACCCUUCAGGCGAGCAGGAUGAAGGUCCCAUAAACACACAGGAUUUAUGGUUAUCAGACUGAAACCCAGGAACAGACCCAGAAACAGCUGGGGGUCAACCAGAACCACAAACAGACUCCAUACAUUCAUGUAAUAACUUCACAACUACCCUCCACUCUACUGACAGCGUGAACAAAGCCUGUCUGUCUAUCAUAGUGGGAGAGCAAGCUAGGCCUUACACCAAUGAUCACAUCACUUUCAGAACAUCGAACAGUUCAAACUAUCGAAAGUGAAUCAAAUUGAUCCUAUUCCAUCCAGUAUUUUCACAAAAAUGUGCUUUAGUAUAAUAAACAUUGAGUGGUUAGGAGUCCAUGUCUGUAUUUGAUUACUAAAUGAAAUGGUGCUCAGUUCCAGGACAAUAAGCGGGUCUACACACAAAGACUGAAUUACACAACUAAUAAGCUAGAGGUAUGAACAAGAUGUAACUGAGUGAAACAGUGAUAUCCAAAUGUUGUCAAACUGGUGCUGUAAUGUUGCUUUGUGUAUUCUAAAUAAACUUGGUUUGAGGCAUG
This is a messenger RNA of Oncorhynchus keta (chum salmon), 2420 nucleotides long. Its product is annotated as WAP four-disulfide core domain protein 1-like. The coding region runs from base 504 to 1154 and encodes 216 amino acids. Gene Ontology annotation, biological process: regulation of cell growth. Gene Ontology annotation, molecular function: peptidase inhibitor activity. The transcript is spliced from 7 exons. Gene Ontology annotation, cellular component: extracellular region. Lineage: Eukaryota; Metazoa; Chordata; Actinopteri; Salmoniformes; Salmonidae. The record is from RefSeq and is a predicted model, not a curated record.